Protopterus annectens (West African lungfish) is the source of this 2026-nucleotide messenger RNA. RefSeq names its product AP-1 complex subunit gamma-1-like. Gene Ontology annotation, biological process: receptor-mediated endocytosis; Golgi to vacuole transport; intracellular protein transport. Gene Ontology annotation, molecular function: clathrin-cargo adaptor activity. The transcript is spliced from 17 exons. The coding region runs from base 194 to 2026 and encodes 610 amino acids. Gene Ontology annotation, cellular component: membrane coat; AP-1 adaptor complex; Golgi apparatus. Lineage: Eukaryota; Metazoa; Chordata; Ceratodontiformes; Protopteridae. The record is from RefSeq and is a predicted model, not a curated record.
AGGUGCUGCUUCUUUUACCGGUGGCACACCUGAGCAGAGGAUAGUACAGACACUGCAUUUUUCUCAGGGAACAGUAGGAAGGAUUGCUGUGUUUUCCUCCUUUGUCAUUCAGGAGAAUAAACAUUUUUGGAGUCUAGAACUGUUGAACACAUUUCUCCUAAAGAGUGCUCAGGUACUGUGGAAACCAGAAACCAUGUUGCCACCAUCAAGACUCCAAGAACUUAUCCGUCUUAUUCGGACAGCGAAGACACAGGCACAAGAGAGAGACAUCAUACAGAAGGAAUGUGCUGAUAUUCGUUCUGCGUUUCGGGAAGAAGACUCUAAUUACCGUAGCCGCAAUGUAGCCAAACUGCUGUACAUGCAUAUGCUGGGGUAUCCCGCCCACUUUGGACAGAUGGAGUGUCUGAAGUUAAUAGCGUCCCAGAGGUUCACAGACAAGAGAAUGGGGUACCUUGGAGCCAUGCUUUUGCUUGAUGAGCGUCAGGAUGCCCACCUGCUGAUCACAAAUUCCAUCAAAAAUGACCUCAACCACAGCAAUCAGUUUGUUCAGGCCCUGGCUCUUUGUACCCUCAGCUGCAUGGGCUCUGCAGAAAUGUGCCGCGAUCUAGUCUCGGAAGUGGAUAAUCUUCUACGAAAUUCAAAUCCUUACAUCAAGAAAAAGGCAGCAUUAUGUGCCGUGCACAUCGUCCGGAAAGUCCCAGAACUGAUAGAAAUGUUCAUUCCAGCAUGCAAGCGGCUCCUUUCAGAGAAGCAACAUGGUGUCCUGUAUGGUGCGGUUACACUCAUAAUGGAAAUGUGUCAGCGAAGCACAGAUGCUCUAGCACACUUCAGAAAGCUUGUACUCCGUCUUGUUGAAAUUCUGAAGGAGAUUGUGAUGUCAGGGUACUCUCCGGAGCACAAUGUAUCUGGGAUUAGUGACCCCUUCUUACAGGUGCGGGUAUUAAGGUUGCUACGAAUUUUGGGACACAAUGAUGAAGCAUCCAGUGAGAUCAUGAACGAUGUUCUGGCGCAGGUCGCCACCAACACAGACACAAAUAAGAAUGCUGGCAAUGCCAUAUUGUACGAGACAGUCCUCACCAUCAUGGAUAUACAGUCUGUUAGCGGUUUGAGGGUUUUGGCAGUGAACAUUCUUGGACGAUUUCUUCUAAAUAAUGACAGGAACAUCAGAUAUGUAGCCUUGAUCUCCCUUCUCAAGAUGGUACAGACAGACAACCUUGCUGUGCAGCGACACCGGGGUACCAUUGUGGACUGCAUGCGGGACCAAGAUGAUUCAGUAAAAAGACGAGCUUUGGAACUGAGCUUUGCUUUGGUAAACAGCAAUAAUGUUCGGGGGAUGAUGAAGGAGCUGUUGUAUUUCCUGGAAAACUGCAAACCUGAGCAGAAGGCAGACUGCGCUUCUGGAAUAUUCCUUACAGCAGAAAAGUAUGCCCCUUCUAAACGAUGGCACAUUGAUACCACUCUACGGGUUCUAACCACAGCUGGAAAUUAUGUCCGAGAUGAUGCAGUGGCAAACUUCAUCCAGCUGAUCUCCAGCGCCAAUGAACUGCAUGCGUACACAGUGUUGAAGCUAUAUACAACCAUAAUGCAUGAUAUUUCACAGCAGCCACUUGUUCAAGUGACCAUGUGGUGUAUUGGUGAAUAUGGAGACCUUCUUCUAUCGGGACAAUGUGAGGAAACAGAACCUAUUCAGGUGACAGAAGAUGAUGUCCUGGACAUUCUAGAAACAGUGUUGCAGUCCCAUAUGUCUCUGCCUAUAACACGGGCCUACGCUCUUACAGCCAUAAUGAAACUGAGUACCAGGAUAAGAGAGAAUGUUGACCGGAUUCGAAAGGUAGUCUCCAUCUAUGGCAGCUGUAUAGAUGUUGAACUACAGCAGAGGGCUGUAGAGUAUAACUGUAUCUUCAAGAAAUUUGACCACAUGAGGUAUGUUGGCAUCCAGCUGUUUCUAACUUAUUUUGUGAAUGAGCUAGACCAUAGUUUAUUCUGUCUCACAACAAGCCUUCAUCAAAUUGACUGUCAUACCUAA